This is a messenger RNA of Hydra vulgaris (swiftwater hydra), 5025 nucleotides long. The record is from RefSeq and is a predicted model, not a curated record. NCBI's taxonomy places the organism in Eukaryota, Metazoa, Cnidaria, Hydrozoa, Anthoathecata, Hydridae.
GCUUUUCAUAAUCGCAUUUUGGCAUGUUCCUUCAAUAAUCAUAAUUGCAAUGCUCAAAGCAGUGGCUUUAUUUAUAGUGUUGACACUCCAUCCAAAAAUCUUCCAAACAAUUCUUUUAAUCCAGGCUGCAAGCAACCAGUAAAAGAGUUAGAAGUUACCGAAAGAGAAAAAAUGAAGUUUAUAAAGCAAGAUAACAAUUAACAGACAAACUGAAAGGUUGCAAGUUGUAUGAAUCAGAUGAAGGGAGCGAAUUUCAAAGAACUGAUGUCUGAGAUAUCGGUCCUGGUUACAUUUAUGGAUUUAAUGCAAGUACAUUUCGAAUAAAUAUUUAUGGAAACUUAUAUACUAAUAUACACAAUUUCAAUGUGUAUAUAACUAUGGCAAUAUAUUCAGAAAGUAGAGAUAAAUCUGAUUUUGGUUUGUUUGAUACUCAACAACAUUUUAGUGUAGAAAUUCCCUCAUCCUCAUACAAUUGGGACACAAUAAAUAUAAUAUAUGAUCUCACAGAUUCUGAAAUGAAUUCAGGCUUUACUUUUGACCUUCAAACAACAAACACGUUUACAAGAUUUGAUGAUCUCUGCAUUUAUCAAAUUUGUAAAGAAAGUUAUACUUUCAAUGUUACUUCAAAUCAAUGUGAAGAAAAUACUUGCUUGGUUAAAAGUUGCCAAUAUUAUUGUAAUUUGGUAUCUGGCAAUGCAAUAUGCUCAUGCCCAACUGGAUAUAAGUUGAAUUCUGAUAAUAUAACAUGCAUGCAAGACCUAUGUCUGUUCAAGUAUUGUGAAUACCAAUGCAGUAUGGUGUCAGGUAUUGCAACAUGUUCAUGCCCGGCUGGAUACAUUUUGCAUAGUGAUAAAAUAAGUUGUUUACAAGUUCCGACAGCAGUAACUUCUACGUCUUUUACAAUAAUCAUUCCAAACUUUCCUACUAAAAGCCCAAUUGUUACUUAUUACAUCAUCUUGGUAAAGUUAUCGUCACCUUUUCUUCCAACAAGAACUUCAACUUCAUACACAUGGACUGAAAUCAACAACCACAUUGAUAAUUUGUACACAGUAGGAGUAAUUGAUGCACGCAAUAGCAUCACAAGUUUUACAGUUGGAGAAGGGUCAAAUACAAAUCCCACUCUUCAAACAGGAGCUGCCUACACUACAUUUGUUAGAGGUAUAGCUUUAGAUAAUAGUACAUUCACAUCCUCAUAUAGUUUAAUUGUGGUGCCUGGAGAUCUUACAUCAACUAAAUCUACUACCACAACAGAAGCUCCAACUACAACCGCACAAGCUCCAACUACCACCACACAAGCACAGACUACCACAGCGCUAGCUCCAACUACAAUAAAUGAAUGUGGAACAACUUGUAAUAUGCCUUACAGUAAAUGCACCAAAAUAAAUGGAAGUGGUAUCUGCUCUUGUAUUGAAGGCUUUCAAUUCGAUAGCAAAAACAAUCUUUGCAUUGAUAUAGAUGAGUGCCUAACCACUUGUAGAUGGAGUAACAGUAAUUGUUAUAAUACUAUAGGAAGUUACAUGUGCUCUUGCAAUAAUGGUUUUCAGUUAGACACUAGUAAAGCAAGCUGUGUUGAUAUAAAUGAAUGCGCCACCACCUGUAACUGGAAGAACAGCAAUUGCGCAAACAAAAUAGGAAGUUAUAUCUGCUCUUGUAAUACUGGUUAUCAAUUAAACAGCAACAUGACUGAUUGCAUUGAUAUAAAUGAAUGUGCCACUAUGUGCAACUGGGACAACAGUAAUUGUACAAAUACAGUAGGAAGUUACUACUGCUCCUGUAAUUAUGGUUAUCAAUUCAAUAGCAGGAGAACUAGUUGUAUUGAUAUUGAUGAAUGUUUGACUACCUGUAAUUGGAGCAACAGUAAAUGCAAAAAUACAAAUGGAAGUUAUGAAUGUACUUGUAAUAGCGGUUUUCAGUUUAACCCCAAUAAAACAAGUUGUGGGGAUGUAAAUGAAUGCUUGACCACUUGUAACUGGGAAAACAGUAAUUGCAUAAACACUAUAGGAAGUUACAGCUGCUCUUGUGAAAAGGGUUUUCAAUUCAACUCCAAUAAAACAAGUUGUAUUGAUAUAAAUGAAUGUGCUACCACGUGUAAUUGGGUUAACAGUAAUUGUACUAAUACAAUAGGAAGUUACUACUGCUCCUGUAAUUAUGGUUAUCGAUUCAAUGGCAGGAAAACUAGUUGUAUUGAUACUGAUGAAUGUUUGACUACCUGUAACUGGGGCAAUAGUAUAUGCACAAAUACAAUAGGAAGUUAUCACUGCUCUUGUAAGAGUGGUUUUCAGUUUGAUGCAAGUAAUACAAGUUGUGUUGAUGUAAAUGAAUGUUUGACUGCUUGUAACUGGAACUACAGCAAUUGCACAAACACUAUAGGAAGUUAUAGCUGCUCAUGCUACAAAGGUUUUCAAUUAGACUCCAAUAAAACAAGUUGUAUUGAUGUUAAUGAGUGUAUUGUUGACAAAGAAUGCAGCUGGCUUUAUGGUGCUUGUAACAAUACCUAUGGAGGUUUUAACUGCUAUUGUACUGGAGAUUGGUUGCUAAGCGACACAAAUAAAAGCUGUAUUGGUAAGCCAGCUACUGCUGUUACUGCUCAGUCAUUUCAAAUUACUGUUGGAUCAUUCUUAACUGGUUUAGUUAUUAGAUAUGUUGAGGUUAUUAUUCGAAAACAGUCAGAUUUUAUCAUUCCUUCAAAAUCUCCAAGCCAGUAUACUAGUGAAGAUAUAGAUAAUCACCUAGAUGGUUGGCAUCGCUUUGCAAAAGUCACAGUAUCAUCUAAUGAAAUAUCUUCUAUCAAGUUAUCAUCUAAGAAUGGAAAUUCCAUUGCAGUUAAUUCUGGUAAUUCAAAAUCAGCGCCUGGUCGUAAACGAAGAAGUUUGGAUAAUGGUUUUGCAAUUGAAGAUGGAGAGCUUUAUUCUACAUUUGUAAUUGCCAAUACUGAAAAUGGUACUCUGACUACACCUUAUUAUCCCCCUGUUAUAACAGUUGAUCCUGGUUCAUUAUGUGCUUCUAUAUCUUGCUUUAAAUUCAAAAAUCAAAUAUGCAGUUUGGUUAAUUCUACAUCACCAAAAUGCUUUUGCCAAAAUGGUUUCAUUUCUUUUGAUGCUUAUUCAACAUGUGAAGACAUUGAUGAAUGUUCUUCGCUACCAAACACCUGUGGUUUUACAAAUAGUGUUUGCAAAAAUAUAGCAGGUGGUUACACAUGUUCAUGUCAAAGUGGUUUUGAAUUUAGUAACAAUUCCAACUAUUGUAUAGAUAUAAAUGAAUGUAAUUUGUCAUGUAAAUUUCCAAAUGCUACAUGUACUAAUAAAUAUGGAUCAUAUGAAUGUCACUGUAACAUUGCUGGCUCUUUCUAUAAUUCAACAUCAGACUCAUGUCAAGACUUAGAUGAAUGUAAUAUGGGUACAAACCUGUGCGAUCCAGUAUUAGGAAUUUGUCACAAUCAAAAUGUAUUUGCAACUGGCAUACCUUAUAAUUGCUCCUGCCCCAGUGGAUGGGAAUUGUCAAAAGACGGAAGUUAUAAAUGUGUUGAUACAAAUGAAUGCUUAAACUCAUGUAAUGGAGUUAAUGCUUUUUGCAUAAACACUAUUGGUUCUUUUGAAUGUUAUUGUGCUGCUGGAUUUUUAUUAAACUCUUCUUUUCAAUGUGAAGCUAUUAAUAUGUGCUCUCAAAUAAAUUGUCCAUCAAGUUCAAACUGCUCUAUGAUUGGUCUAGGAUAUUUCGGUUGCACAUGUAAACCUGGUUAUUCAAUAAAUUAUAUGUCUAGCUGCGAAGCAAUCAAUCAAUGUCAAGAUAAAACAUCGACUUGUUUGAAGUCUCAUCAAGUUUGCCAAAAUAAUGUUAGCAAUCUAGGAUUUACAUGUGGGUGUCGCAAUGGAUAUGAAAAUGUUGGUGGCGACUGCAUAGCUAUAGACACAAGUAUUUGUAAUCAUGCUCUAUCAAUUAAUGCAUCAUUGUGUCCUUCUAAUCAGCAAUGUUUUGAUUUAAACUCAAGUUUUGAGUGUAGAUGUCUGCCAGGUUACAUGAAGAAUGGCUCAGAUGAAUGUGAAGAUAUAAAUGAAUGUCUUAAUGCAACAAGUUGUACAGAAAAUGCGGAGUGUAUAAAUUUUAAUGGUGGCUUCGAUUGUCAGUGUAAACAGGGUUAUAGUGGAAAAAAUGAAACUAACCCUUCAGCAAAAAUUUGCUAUGAAAACAAUGUUUGGAGCUCUUGGGAACAAGUUGGUCACUGUAGUGAGUUGUGUCAAACUGAUAAGAAACGUGGAAAGUUAUUGUUCACUAGACUGUGUAAAAUGUCCAGUCCAGUUAUCUGUCAGGGCAACACAACAAAAGAAGAAUUUUGCAACUCUGACUAUUGUGACAACAAAAUAAAGGUUUUGAAAUCUGUGCAAUGUGAGAGUUGGGAAAACAUGGAAGAUUCUAUUGAUCUUCCAUUUAAAGAAGAAAAUCAAACGUGGAUUUACGAAAUUCGAAAGUGGCUUGGUUAUUAUAUAUUUGCUUCUGAAUGCAAAUCAUUAAGAAGUAUUGAUUCCUAUAUGCAAGUCAAGAUUGAAAAUUUGCAAAUGGAAAUUUCACAUUUAAAAGAGAUUCGCUUAUCCUUAAGAAAACUUAUUGAUUGCAACACUUACCUUCAAAAAAUAGAUGGUUUACGUCAAAAAUACAAAUCUGUCCAAUCCAGAUUGGUUACAUACACAACUAUAAAAACAGCUUUUAAAAAAUUGCAAUCUAGAAUGGCUUUGAAGCAAAAGGAAUGCAUGCGCUACUCAUAUACCUUCUUAACAUAAUCACCCUGGUUGUAAUAAACAGCUAAACAGUUGAUCUUUUAAGUUGCUGUAAACAGUUGAUCUGUUAAAUUAUCGUAUCUUAACUCAACUCGUUUAAUUAGCAGAUUCAAUAUGUUCUGCUUUUUUUCUAAAUUGUCGAUAGUUAAUUUUUAUAUACAUAUGGCAAAAAUUUAUAUUUUUAUUUGAUUUACGCUUUAUAUUUUUUCACGUAACUAUUACUUACCUUAGCCCUUAUAUAUUUAGUUUUUAU